GGACUUGAUCUUCCUCGCUGUAUUUGUUCGCGCAGUACCUUGUUCUUCUUUUACUGCAGUUGUAAUAUUUCGUUCACUUUUGCUGUAUUCUGUAUUUUGUAGUACUUCAUAAAGCUCUGUAUACUGUAUGGGACACUUAUGUAUUUGUAUUGCACUGGAUUACUGUAUUUUUAUUUUGGAGUGCUGAAAUUUGUGGAACCAGUUCGUCGUACUGUGGGAGGAAUAAGGGAACAAUUAUAGAAGUGUGUUUUCAGUGCAGGAAAUUUUGUGGUAAGUCCAUCCCUUAGGGGAGGUUCUGCCGGAUCUUCCACAGAAGGGUCCGGUAGGGUUUCCCUGGGAUCAGGGCUUGUCUAGGGUUCCGGUGGGGAACUUUGGACGGGUCCUGACAGUUGGUAUCAGAGCAUAGGUUCUUGUAAUCCUAAGGGACUGUGCAUUGCUGUACAGCCCAUCCGUAAAUUCCUUCCUUUUGUAAUCGUGCUUAAGUGUCCCUGUUUCUAAACUCUUGUUUGUUUCUUCAGUAAUCGACUACGAUGAGUCGGCGGGACACACGUAGAACUCGGGAACGCUCGGCUGAGAGUUCCGGGAGUCGAUCAAGCCUUAGAGAUCUGGUCUCUCAGCUAACUAGAGCCUUAGGAGGUUCAAGCUCUAGUAACCGAUCCGUGGAUCAGGCUCGACGUUUAGGAGCCGUGGAGUUCGAUGGAAGCCAAGGCCCAGCUGCAGCCUUGAAGUGGCUAUCCAGCAUGGAGAAAAUCUUGGAAGAGGGGAUGCAGUGCCCCGAUGAGGAUAUGGUGAGGAUUUCUGGGUUCAUGUUAGAGGGAGACGCCCGGAAGUGGUGGCAAAUGGAGAAGACCCGCAGAAGGCAUACGUGGGACCAGUUCAAGAUUGCCUUCUCUACUGAGUUCUGUCCUCCUGCCUACCGUGAGGCGAGAAGGAGAGAGUUCGAGGGACUGCGCCAGGGAAACAUGACGGUGACAGAGUACGAGAGGAGGUUCCGGGAGCUGUCAGAGUUCUGCAUGCACUUGAUUCCCGACGAUCACGCGAAGAAGGUGAGGUUCAUAGACGGGUUGAACGAGAGCAUCGGCUACACCCUUUCUGGGUCAGUACACCCCACCUAUCAGUCCGCCAGGGAUGCAGCGCUCGAGCUAGAGAGACAGGCGGAGAUACACAGACCCUCGAGGCGCAGACCGUUCGAAGGUUCGUACAGCGGGGUACCUCGACAGGGGGCAUCUAAGAAGAGUCAUAGUUCAGGCUCAGAUAGUGCUGGGUUCAGCCCUCGAGGCAGAUUUCAGAGGAGAGGCGGCUAUCGUAUGCCCCAACCAGCGCGCCAUUCCAUCAGCGGCGGCACGAGCUCAUAUCAGCACUCUGGGUUUAGCCCCAAGCCAUUCUGCAGACGUUGCAAUAGAGCACACCAUGGGAUUUGCCAGUUUGAGGGUGUGUGCUUUCAGUGUGGACAGGCGGGACAUAUUAAGAGAAAUUGCCCUUAUGGAGAGGCGGGAGUGUUAGGGGCGAGCCCACCAUCACAUCAGGCCAGUGGAUCGCGGGGUCAGAGUUCCCGAGGGAGUUAUGCAGUAGGAGGUUCAUCGGGAUCAGUCCCACAGCCUGUUGGACCGAGCAGGGGUAGAGGACGGAGGCCCCAGCAGACAGGGCAGGGUCGAGUGUUUGCGAUGACCCAGCAGGAGGCCCUAGCUACACCGGACGUCGUGGCAGGUGCACGUGCAAGUAGCGGAGUCGAUCCUGCGGAGGAUCUUGAUUGAGAUACGUGCACAAGGUACCAGGUUGUCGGUGUUCACUCGGAGCGGACUUGAUCUUCCUCGCUGUAUUUGUUCGCGCAGUACCUUGUUCUUCUUUUACUGCAGUUGUAAUAUUUCGUUCACUUUUGCUGUAUUCUGUAUUUUGUAGUACUUCAUAAAGCUCUGUAUACUGUAUGGGACACUUAUGUAUUUGUAUUGCACUGGAUUACUGUAUUUUUAUUUUGGAGUGCUGAAAUUUGUGGAA
Messenger RNA from Ziziphus jujuba (common jujube), 1995 nucleotides. RefSeq lists its product as uncharacterized. Bases 531 to 1754 code for a protein of 407 amino acids. The transcript has 3 exons. Gene Ontology annotation, molecular function: zinc ion binding; nucleic acid binding. The record is from RefSeq and is a predicted model, not a curated record. Lineage: Eukaryota; Viridiplantae; Streptophyta; Magnoliopsida; Rosales; Rhamnaceae.